Messenger RNA from Amborella trichopoda, 1940 nucleotides. RefSeq names its product palmitoyl-acyl carrier protein thioesterase, chloroplastic. NCBI's taxonomy places the organism in Eukaryota, Viridiplantae, Streptophyta, Magnoliopsida, Amborellales, Amborellaceae. Gene Ontology annotation, biological process: fatty acid biosynthetic process. Gene Ontology annotation, molecular function: fatty acyl-[ACP] hydrolase activity; acyl carrier activity. The record is from RefSeq and is a predicted model, not a curated record.
AGCAAAGUCCUCUCUUAACAACACAACAAAACAAAAAUAGGCCCCCCAUCAUUUACGUUGUCUAUGUGAAAGAAACCCCUGCACUUUGUCUUCCUAUCACAAGAUCCCUUGGGCACCUCCGUCCCUCUCUCUUUCUAUAAGACCUUCCACACAAGUAACAAAGCCACCCUUGUUUCCUUCCCAGCAAUAUAUAAGACUUUGCUCCUCCUAACAUUCCUAGAAAUUAGUCAUGAUGGCCCCUCUAGCAGCAACAGCAACCCUCUUCCCCUGCAAGUGCUCCAUAGGUCGGGAGCCCGAUGCAUCGCUACCGCUCAAACCCAACAAAAAUAUGGUGAAGAUCAACGGAAACUCAGCAACAAGAGUUGAGGUGGCCACGGCUGUGGCUUCUAUGACACCCCCUAUAGGAAUGAGAGGAGUUGAUGAGGAGCUUGCCGUUUUGCCCAAAAGCUUCCGACAAAAUAUUCCGACAAAGAAACAGACAACCGAUUCUUACAGGCAGGGGGUCCUCAUCUUAGGUGGGGUUGGUUACCGACAAACCGUUGUUAUUCGGUCUUAUGAAGUUGGUGCAGACAAGACAGCCACUCUUGAUACCUUCCUCAAUCUUUUUCAGGAAACGGCGUUGAAUCACGUGUGGAUGUCGGGCUUACUGGGGGAUGGAUUUGGUGCAACCCAUGGCAUGAUAAAGAACAACCUCAUUUGGGUCGUAUCUCGCAUGCAGGUUCAAGUUGAUUCCUAUCCUAUUUGGGGAGAAGUUGUGGAGAUUGACACAUGGGUUGGAGCAUCCGGAAAGAAUGGAAUGAGAAGAGAUUGGCUUAUUCAGAGCCAACGGACUGGACAUAUAUUUGCACGUGCAACUAGUACUUGGGUGAUGAUGAACCAAAACACAAGGCGCCUAUCUAAGAUGCCUGAAGAAGUGAGAGCAGAAAUAUCACCAUGGUUCAUCGACAAGAAAGCAAUCAAAGAGGAUGUCACGGAUAAAAUCAUCAAGUUGAAUGAUGCAGCCACAUACAUCAAUUCAGGAUUGAAGCCAAAAAGGAGUGAUCUUGACAUGAACAACCACGUCAAUAAUGUAAAAUAUGUCGGAUGGAUGUUGGAGACAAUUCCAGAGUCAUUCUUGGAGACCCACCAACUCUCCAGUAUUGUACUAGAGUAUAGAAGAGAGUGCGGAAGCUCAGAUGUGGUUGAAUCACGAUGCGAACCUGAUGAGAAUCCGAAACCAGAAGGGGAGAGCGUGGAUUUAUUUGGAGGCUACCCAUUGGCACCUCAAAUUCUUGAGGGGCAUGGGAUCUUGGGACCAUUUCAUGCAUGGCCAUUAAGUUAUACCCAUCUUCUCCAAAUCAAAGGUGAAACAAAGAAUGAGGAAAUUGUCAGGGGUAGGACUACAUGGAGAAAGAAGUUCUCCAUCAUACCAUUUUCUUCUUGAAUAGUUUCUUUCAAGGACCAAUAAGAUGUAUGUAGAUUUAGAAGUUAUAGAUUAGAGCCUACUACAGAUUUCAAUUGUUUGCUGCAAUUAUUGUGUUUAUUAAAUGUCAAUAGUCCAAGGUAGGUGCCAAGUGCCAAAUUUCUGAAUUUAAGCAUUUGUUAACAAGCUACCGUUCUUGUAAGUCCCAAACAAAACAGAAUACGGUUUGUGAUUCUGUUGUCUUCAUAGACAUCUCAACAUAACAUUAGUUAUCUAUAUCAUUUUCCCUUUUGCUUCUUUUUUAAUUGAGUUGGUUAGCUUGUAUUCAGCAGGACUCCAUAAUGUUUUCACCUAAGCAAAACUAGAGGAGGUUCAACUCAUUUAAUUAUUUAAAUUCAUACUCCCAGAAAGAACCAAUAUACUUCAUGCUCUCAAAUUAAUAAUAACAUAUGAAGCACGUCUCAUAUGGCAUCAACACAAAGUUAGAACUUUGAAAGGAUACUCUAGAAUCUAAAUGUUUUAAAAUUAGCCGGACUAA